Molecule: messenger RNA, 1218 nt
Organism: Lytechinus variegatus (green sea urchin)
Lineage: Eukaryota; Metazoa; Echinodermata; Echinoidea; Temnopleuroida; Toxopneustidae
Exons: 2
Coding region: 78-1025 (315 amino acids)
Source: RefSeq, a predicted model, not a curated record
GAGCCUGUGCCCGGUAGUACAUACCCGUGUCAUUUAGUUUUUCAUUUUCAUAACGUAUAUAACUCUUAAGGUAAAUUAUGGCGGCGUCCGGUACUAGGGAUGCAUCUUCUCAUGAAAGUCGCACAAUUAUCUGGGGUGUACCCCGCACUGUGUCAACAGCUCUCCUCAAGUGUCUGAGUUUUAUUGAGGACAUCCAGGUUUGGUUCGAACCCUACACCUACUGCAGAGCUGCCCAGGUGCAUGCUAAGCAACUGAUGGGGGUGGAUCUACCAAACGAGUACGAAGGGAACGAGGAGGUAUACAGACGUGUGGCUGACUACUUGAGAGAACGAAGGUUGGGAAAUACGACUAAGCCAGAAAAUAUUUCUUACGCGUUUAUUGGUCGCCAGUUGGAGGCGUCAACAAGCCGCCAUGUCUUGGUCAAAGAUUUCGCUCUUACUGUAAACCAAGACCAGAGACAGUUCAUACCGAAAGGUUUCAAGCACAUCUUCCUCAUACGCCACCCUCUCCGCGUGUUCGCCUCAACACGAAAAUCAAUUUUCAACCAACUCGUAGCUUCAGGUCUGCUAACCGGUGAAGCCGCGGUCGAAGAAAAUUUCAACUUGGACCGCGACUACAAGUAUCCAAACGACCCGACCGGAGCGAUGAUAUUUAAAGAUCUCUACGAUAUGUGGAAGUAUGUCCAAUGUGAACUCGGCCAAGAAACGGUAGUUUUCGACAGUGACGAUUUGCUGUCGAAUCCUUCCGAGAUGCUGCCGAAGAUCUGCGAAGCAGCAGGGCUACCAUACGACGAAUCUCUCCUGAAGUGGGAUGCGUCUUCUGAAGUGACGAAAACCUGGGUUGUCUAUGCCGAUGACAUCGUGGACAUGUUUGUGCACUUCUACGAUACUGCUAUAAAGAGCAGCGAAUUUUUGGAUCCAGGCAGGAUGCCGUCACGUGACGAAGUUAGGCCUGACGUCAUCAGAUGUACCGAGAAGGCUAUGAGAUAUUUUGAAGAAAUGUACGAAAAGAGAGUUAAGAUUUAAAUGAUGCUGUACUUCGUCCUAAUUCACUCAGGUUGACGCUUCCCUGGGCCCCUUCCCAUUCCCCUCUCCUCACCUCCCUACUCCAUUAGUAGAAUAUAAAUAUGAUCAUACUAUGUUCAUAUCUUUAUCUGAUAUUUGUAAAAAAUAAAAGUAUUUACUAUUAACACUAUAUUAUAUUAUGUACUGUAUGUAU